This is a messenger RNA of Saccharomyces mikatae IFO 1815, 2385 nucleotides long. RefSeq names its product LisH domain-containing protein. NCBI's taxonomy places the organism in Eukaryota, Fungi, Ascomycota, Saccharomycetes, Saccharomycetales, Saccharomycetaceae. The record is from RefSeq and is a predicted model, not a curated record. The transcript has a single exon. Bases 1 to 2385 code for a protein of 794 amino acids. Gene Ontology annotation, molecular function: protein binding. Gene Ontology annotation, cellular component: nucleus.
AUGAAUUACAAAGUGAGUAGUUCAUAUCCAGAUUCAAUUCCUUCCGCGGAGCAACCAUACGUAGCAAGUCAAUAUAAACAGGAUUUGCAGAGUAAUAUUUCAAUGGCGACGAAUAAUGCUCAGCAGCGACAACAGCAGCAGCAGCAGUGGAUAAAGCAGCCAGCGGUAGAGAAUCCCGAUAUGAAAGAAAAAAUAAAUUGCAAGAAAGCUCUUAAUGAGUACAUACUUGACUUUCUGACAAAAUCAUCUUUGAAAAGUACAGCAGCUGCCUUUGCUCAAGAUGCGCAGCUAGAUAGAGACAUUGACCACGAACCAGAGGAUGGGCCCACUUCUAAGGAAAAUACUGGUAGUCAGAGUCCGCUGACUAAAGUAGUAGAUACACCUCAAGGUUUUUUGUAUGAAUGGUGGCAAAUAUUUUGGGAUAUCUUCAACACCAGUUCUUCCAGAGGCGGCUCGGAAUUCGCCCAGCAAUAUUACCAACUUGUUCUGCAGGAGCAAAGGCAAGAACAAAUAUAUAGGAGCUUGGCUGUUCAUGCGGCAAGACUACAACACGAUGCAGAACGAAGAGGAGAAUACACAAACGAGGACAUAGAUCCCAUGCACCUGGCUGCCAUGAUGCUAGGAAAUCCCAUGCCUAGUCCGGUUCCAAUGCAAAAUGUUAACAUGAACCCGAUACCGAUUCAGAUGGUUGGUAAUCCUAUGGUUAAUAACUUUUCCAUUCCACCAUACAAUAAUGCAAACCCCACGACCGGAGCAGCAACAGUGCCUACCACAGCGCCGCCUUCCGGCGAUUUUACGAAUGUAGCGCCAACCCAGAAUCGAAGUCAAAACGUUACUGGCUGGCCAGUCUAUAACUAUCCAAUGCAACCCACUGCCGAAAAUCUAGUGGGAAACCCGUGUAACAGUAAUACAACAAACAAUACAAUUAAUAAUAAAUCUCCAGUGAACCAACCUAAAAAUCUAAAAACCAUGCAUUCAACUGAUAAACCAAAUAAUGUGGUGACUUCAAAAUCUAUAAGAAGUAGGUCUGCAACCUCUAAAGCUAAGGGCAAAGCAACUAUUGGUCCAGCGAGUAAGAAACGGAAAAAAAACAAUACAGCAACAACUUCUGCUGGAUCAACGAACGCUGGAUCUCCGAAUAUAACCACUCCUGGCUCCACAACAAGUGAGCCUGCUAUGGUGAACUCGAGACUGAAUAAGACACCAAGGUGCGAUAUUGCUACGAACUACCGUAAUCAAGCAAUAAUAUAUGGAGAGGAAGAUAUUUAUUCCAAUGUCAAGUCCAGUCCUUCAUUGGAUGCAGCUUCUCCUUCCACCGCAAUCACUAAACAGCCCACAAAGAUAAGGAAAAACACCAAGAAAGCAUUGACGUCAGCUUUUCCUGUAGAGUCAGCAAAUAAAAGCAGCAGUGGCAGCGGAGUGGUAGGUAAGAAGCGCGGUUCUCUAAAUACUAGAGUCUCAAGGAGAAAAUCUACCCCGUCCGUUAUUUUGAAUGUAGAUUCCACUAAAGAUGAAAAUAAUAUGCUAAGAACGUUAUCGAAUACUACCACCCCGAAUAUGCAUUCAGCUCCACCUCCCAAAACUAUCAACCCUUUACCCUUCUCUGCUAUAAACUUGGGAAGUUUUAACAAACCAGCUGUAUCCAGUCCAUUAUCCUCGGUGACUGAGAGUUGUUUUGAUCCAGAAAGUGCUAAAAUUGUGACAAAGGGUGGACCCAAACGAGCAGUAAACUCGAAAGUGACAGCAUCAUCUCCCUUAAACAUAGCAACACCACCUUCUGGUGACACUCAGAAACAAAAAAAUCCCAAGGUCGCAGGAAAUGUGAUCAUUAAGCCGCCACACGGGUUCUCGACCACAAAUUUAAACAUCACAUUAAAGAGCUCUAAAAUUAUAACAUCACAGAAUAAUACGGUAUCGCAAGAAUUACCGCCAGGAGGACAUCCGCCAGAAGUACACGCAGGUAAUGAUUUAAGAUCUAACAAAGGCAUACGUAACGCAUUAUCUACUCCAGAGGAAACUAAACCACCGAGUAGUACCAACCAAACAUACGAUUUUGAAGUCUCAAAAAAUUCAAAUUCUUUACCCUUUCCUAAUCAAGCUUACCCCUCCAAUAAUAGAACGCCGAACGAAAAUUUAAACGUUGAUGAUGAAAAUUCUGCAUCUAUAAAUAACGGUGAUGGCGAUAGCGCGUUGGUUCAGCCUGUAUCCAAUGUUGAGACAGCGUUGGAUCCUCAGCGAACCAGUACUGGUGAACAUCAGAAUCCACAGUCUCAGAGCAUGAAGUUUGGAAAUAUUGGAGUGAUUGAAGAUCAAGGACCGGAUUAUGAUCUUAAUUUACUAGAUACGAAUGAAAAUGACUUCAAUUUUAUCAAUUGGGAGGGUUGA